GAGAGAGAUGAACAUUCUUCAGCCCGGCCCGAAUUAGAAUGCCGGCCCAGCGAGACUCGAUCGGACACGCCGCAAUGCAACCGCAAAGCCUGGAGAAUUUGUCCGAAACGCAUGAUCCGGCCGACCUCCCCACUCGAGCAACAAUGGAGUCCAUCCACAGAGCUUCCCUCCAACUCCGUCUGCUCCCUCUCUCUCUCUCCCCAACUCCCUCAAGAACUAUCGUUUUCCGUACACUACUCGAUCCCGCAAUUCGGCGACGCAGUACGGGCUCGCCUCCCAAGUUCAACCUCAUCUUCACGCCUCGGAGACGUUACAGCAACCCUUCUUCGACUGCGAGGGCGGGAUGGCUUCUGGGUCUCGCAGGGGACAAGAAGGUAAACGUGGGCCUGCCCGAUAUCGUGAAAGCCGGCGACCCUGUCCUGCACGAGCCAGCCGGGGAAGUCGACCCGGCGGAUGUCGGGUCGGAGAGGAUACAGAAGAUAAUCGACGACAUGGUGAUGGCGAUGAGGAAGGCCCCCGGCGUCGGGCUCGCUGCUCCUCAGAUUGGCAUUCCUUUGAGGAUUAUAGUGCUAGAAGAUACGAAGGAGUACAUAAGUUAUGCACCUAAGGAAGAGACUAAAGCACAAGAUAGGCGCCCAUUUGAUCUCCUGGUAAUCUUGAACCCAAAGCUAAAAAAGAAGAGCAAUAGGACUGCCCUUUUCUUUGAGGGCUGCCUGAGUGUUGAUGGAUACAGAGGAUUGGUGGAAAGAGAUCUUGAUGUGGAGGUUACGGGAUUGGGUCGCGAUGGUAAGCCUAUCAAGGUUGAUGCUUCGGGUUGGCAAGCUAGGAUAUUACAGCACGAAUGCGAUCAUUUGGGCGGAACUCUCUAUGUGGACAAGAUGGUUCCAAGAACAUUCAGAAUUGUGGAGAACCUGGACUUACCUCUUGCGGAUGGGUGCCCCAGACUAGGUGUACGUGAUUCGUGAUCAUAGCCAAGUAGGAAAAAGGAACCAGUCCAUGUUGAGCCGAUCGUGUAUCAUGCUUUCGAUGAUCCACAAUAUGGCAGGUAAAAGAUGCACGCCUCGACAAGAUGGCUGGCUGGACCUCGCGCAUGGUCUAAUAUGGCUGCUGAGGACGCAUGCACACGGUGACCACACGGCAGACAAGGUAUGACAUUGACCGGCGUCUUCGUGGCACGUCUUGCACUUGCGUUCAUCAUCGAAAAGUCCAAGCCAAGAGAGACCCGUUUUUCAAAACUCGAACGACCUUUCUUUUCGGUUGUUGUUGGACUUGCACGCCUUGCACUUGCACUCGCCCCUCUUCACUCAUCUUUUAUAAAAGGUUCUUUGUUUUUUUCAUUUUCCAUGUUUGGAGAUAAAAUUAGGGGAACUUAGUGGCAAUGGGGGAUUGGAAGAUGGUGGUGGAGGUUCUCUUAUUGGGGUGGUCCAUAGAUGAGUCGUCCUAUAUAAUACCACCCAUCACAUUGAUUGAUUCAUU
Messenger RNA from Rhodamnia argentea, 1476 nucleotides. RefSeq names its product peptide deformylase 1A, chloroplastic/mitochondrial. The transcript has 5 exons. The record is from RefSeq and is a predicted model, not a curated record. Gene Ontology annotation, biological process: N-terminal protein amino acid modification; peptidyl-methionine modification. Gene Ontology annotation, cellular component: mitochondrion; chloroplast. The coding region runs from base 39 to 965 and encodes 308 amino acids. Gene Ontology annotation, molecular function: peptide deformylase activity. NCBI's taxonomy places the organism in Eukaryota, Viridiplantae, Streptophyta, Magnoliopsida, Myrtales, Myrtaceae.